GUGGUCGAAACACCGUUAGAAAUCAAAAACAAGAGAGUUUCCGACCUGUUGCCGGUUAGCCUUUGUCUAACUGUCUAGACAGGUUCGUUGACCUAGCAGGUCGGUUCUCGACCAAAAGCAAAAUUCCGAGUCGGUUUCUCCGUCGGAAAUUACUUUUUAACCGUUAAAAAGUUAAAUUUUACGGAUAGAAUUCGUUUUCUACCGUUAGAAAGUGAAAAGCCGACCUAGUUGCGGCUAAGAUCGACCUAGAACCGUUACUUUACCGGUGUCGGUGUCGGUGUCGGUUCCGCUCGAUUUCCUCCGUCCGAGGUCGGAAAUCCGUCGUUUCCGAGUAAAAAUCCGCCGUUAAAGUUGCGGGUCGGUGUUCAAACCGAUGGUCCCCGUAUUAUUGGAGUAAUCCGUUCGCGCUGCAGACUCUCGUUCGAGUCUGAUCCGUCAGUUGGGAGAAUUCCGUGCUGUUGGGAAUGUGCUCUUCAAUGUGGAAGAGACAGAGAAACUGUGCUCACCAGCUGGGUGAGAAUCACUUCAGUGAUCCUCGUUUUCCUCAGCUGUAAGACGAUGCGAUCAGUCCGAUCGACAGUCAAUGCAGAGAUUGCUUCAGCAAUCUGUCUGACAGUGACUGAAAAGGUUCCUCACGAGUUCUCCGUAAUUGAAGCCUUCACCGUCUCCUCAAAGGUUCCGUAGGAAGGAAAACCAGAAAAGAUGCUGCUACCAUGUAACAGACAAGCACGAGGAGAUCACGAGUGAUGCUUUAUUGUACAAAUAAAGGGGGAACAAUGCUGCGUAAUAGCAGGAAAGCAAGAACAUAGCCGUGAUGGCCAAGCAAGUGUGUGCUAGAAAAGCUCUUGAGCGUCCGUCAAGGCGUGAAAGAAGCAACUGGCGGCAAACACGUGCUGUGUGCCAUCAGCUGUGUGAUGAUGCGCAGACUGGACUCAAUCCAACGCGAGCGUAUCAACGCUGAGUCAUACCGCGAGAGAGGAACGAGAGAGCAAGUGUGGCUCAGUGUAUGCGCUGCGUAUAUCCGCUUCAGCGGAUGAGUGCAGUGCAGCAGCACACGUACGUACAGCGAGAGAGGUGGUAUCGGCAAGCAAUGGUGCAAGUACGUCCUGUGUGGACCGUACGCACCAGGCGCAGUCGUACUCCUCUGACACUGGCAUCCGGUUUGGUUUUAUCGAAUUUAAUUUGAUUUUUAUUGCAUUUGAUAUGAUUUCUAGAGAACUUUACGUGAUAUGUAUUGAUGUUGAUUUGAUUUUACUGAAUUGAAUUUCACUUGAGUUGGCGCGCAAUGUACAUCCCGCGCAGCUUCAUGUCCAUCGCCACCAUCUCCAUCGCGCCCACGCCGCUGCACACACUGAGCUUCAGCGGCGUGUCCUUCGACAUCAAGCAGGUGCCCAUGGAGGACAACUACCGGGCGCUGUAUGACGCCUGCGUCGAGCUGUGGACAUUCGCCAGGGAGAAGUUCGCAGCAGCGGCUGCGCUGUUCGACGCCGAUCCGCGCACGCUCAAGCACAUGUGGGGCCAGUUCUGGGGCGCGCAUCAGCGCUUCUUCAAGUAUUUGUGCUUAUCCGCCAAAGUCCGCCACACCGUGCGCACUGCCAAAGCCGCCGUCAAAGAGGGAAAGUGCGUGGUGAUCGGACUGCAGUCGACGGGGGAGGCGCGCACCCUGGAGGUGCUGGAGGAGAAACGCGGUGACCUCACCGAGUUCGUCUCCACGGCCAAAGCGGUGUUCGGGUCGUUGGUGGAGAAGCACUUUCCGGCCUUCGACCGGCGCAAGGCCCUGGAAACGGUGGGCAUGGCCGACCUGCUGGAGGACGCCAUGGACGACGCGCUGGAUGUGGAGCCCGAUGCGCUGCUGUCCGGCAACGCCAAACGCCGUCCCAAGCGGCGAAAUCGCACAGUGGUAGAGUCAUACAAACUGCCCGGUAUGUCGGAGUUUGAGGACGACGACGACGACUCUAAGGAUGAGGAGAGCGACGACGAUCGGCCCGGGCCAGCAGCGCAGCCGUCCUCUUGCGGGCGCGCAUCGCGGGCGGCUGCCAUGGCGGCGGCCUCCGUCAACCACAAAAUAGUCGCUGCCAACAGUAGCAAGACCGGAGCCGACAGCGCCAACGGGAACGGGAAGAAGCGGAAGAAGUCCCGGACGGUCAAUGCGUACAAAAAGCAGGCGAAGAAGCGUAAAUCCGGCACGAGCGACGAGGAGGAGGAGUCGGAUGCGUCGGAUUUCGUGCCCAGCGAGAGCAGCUCGUCGGCCGAGGAGAGCGGCAACGAGGCGGAGGAGGACGACCCGGCCAGCGGCGAGGCCUCGGGCUCGGGAUCCGGCUCGGAGGAGUCCCUCUACAGCGACGAAGGCAACCCAUGGGUGAGGCUGCUGGAAACGAAGAGAAAAGCGAAAAAGCAGCAGCGGAAGAAGGGCAGCACCGCCGACAAGGGGAAAGUGGACGAUGAGGGUGGUGCACAGGCUGUGCCGCCGCCAGACGGGCUGUCGUCGCGGGAACUGCAGGAUCGCGCGUGGAAACUGAAGCAGGACGUGCUGGACAAAUUCGCAGACGUGUCGGACCGGCUGCCGCCCAACACGCUGGACGACCUGAUCGACCAGCUGGGCGGGCCGGAAGUGGUGGCGGAGAUGACGGGGCGGAAGGGGCGCGUGGUGGCCACCGAGGGCGGCGGCGUGCAGUACGAGGCGCGCAACGAGUCGGACGUGGCGCUGGAGAUGCUGAACCUGGCGGAGAAGCAGCGCUUCAUGGACGGCCACAAACUCCUCGCCAUCAUCAGCGAGGCGGCCAGCUCCGGCAUCUCGCUGCAGGCCGACCGGCGCGCGCUCAACCAGCGCCGGCGCGUGCACAUCACGCUGGAGUUGCCCUGGUCCGCCGACAAGGCCGUGCAGCAGUUCGGACGGACGCACCGCAGCAACCAGGUCAGCGCUCCGGAAUAUGUCUUUUUAAUCACGGAUCUGGCCGGCGAGAAGCGGUUCGCGGCGGCGGUGGCGCGGCGACUGGAGAGUCUGGGGGCGUUGACGCAUGGAUAUCGGCGGGCGACGGAUUCACGGGAUCUGUCGGUGUUCAAUAUCGACAACAAGUACGGGCGACAGGCGGUGGAGAUGGUGCUGCGCAAGACGGCCGGGAUGGAGUGGCUGACGGAGUGGGACAAGGAGAACAUGGGGAACAAGUUCUUCAAGGAGGCGCCCAAGGCGCUGCUGGAUGCCGGCUUCCUGGUGCAGGAGGAGGGUCGCCGACCCCGACUGGAAAAAGAUAAUUUGGCGAUGGAUAGAUUCCUGUACCGGCUGCUGGGCAUGAAAGUGGAGAUGCAGAACGCCAUCUUCGACUGCUUCUCCUACACGAUGGACCGGCUGAUUGACACGGCGAAGCGAGAGGGCUGCUUCGAGAUGGGCAUCCUGGAAAUGGGUUUCGGCAGCACGGAAGUGGUGCCGGAGAAGAAGCUGACCUUCGUCGGGAAGACGGCGUGGAGCGCGCCGCCGGCCUUCCUCUACUCCAUCUCCGGGGAGCGCGGCCUGUCCUUCGAGGACGCCCAGGAGAUCCUCAACGAGUACGACGACGCCAGCAGCGGCUUCUACAUUUCCAAACAGGUGCUGUCCGGGAAGCAGACGGUGUGGAUGGCGGUGGUGAAGGGCGGCGGUGACACCGCCCGGGGCAGCGCCUACUGCAUCUACCGGCCGCACAGCGGGAUGCAGCUGCGCUGGGACGCGCUGGAGGAGGUGCAGCGCAAGGGGCGGCUGGUGGCGGCGGAGGAGGCGCGGCCGGUGUGGGAGGCCAUGUUCAGCAGCAUGGGCAAGCGCUGCGUGCACGCCUACUGGACCGGGCAGUGGCCGCGCGCCAACCGCGCCGGCUGCGACGUCGGCCAGCGGCGCCGACUGAUGAGCGUGCUCACCGGCAGCGUGCUCAGCGUCUGGACGGAGAUCGGCCCGAUCCUCUACAACAAGCAGGUGGUCAAGCGCAUCCAGAACGUCCGCAUGCGCUUCCGCGACAACCAGCGCAUUGUCUCGAAGCGCAAGGUGCUGCUAAUGGACGAAGCGGACGGGGCACGUGCACGAGGAGCAGGACUGCAGGAGGAGCGGCAGGACAAGCGCAAGGAGGCCAAGCAGAAGAAGCAGCGCCAGAAGGCCCUCAGAAGAGCCACGUCAUCCCCGCUUCAGCUAGCUAGUCAUUUUGCUGAUUUAUUAAUGGGAAAAUGACUGAUUAAUUUAAUAAUGGGAUUUAUUGAUCUAAUGAAGGGGAGAUUUGUGUGCAGUAUUGUGCUGCUGGUUGCUCGUUUGCUGGUGUUUAUUGCCAACCGUUGUAGUCAGUUAUUGUAACGAAAUGCAGACAGAAAGCCAGUGUUGUCCGAUGCGAGUUGUCACGUAUUGAAGCACCGGUUUUAUUG
Molecule: messenger RNA, 4377 nt
Organism: Paramacrobiotus metropolitanus
Lineage: Eukaryota; Metazoa; Tardigrada; Eutardigrada; Parachela; Macrobiotidae
Product: protein strawberry notch homolog 1-like
Biological process (GO): regulation of DNA-templated transcription
Cellular component (GO): nucleus
Molecular function (GO): histone binding; chromatin DNA binding
Source: RefSeq, a predicted model, not a curated record